Annulohypoxylon maeteangense is the source of this 1993-nucleotide messenger RNA. RefSeq names its product cytochrome P450. Gene Ontology annotation, molecular function: heme binding; oxidoreductase activity, acting on paired donors, with incorporation or reduction of molecular oxygen, reduced flavin or flavoprotein as one donor, and incorporation of one atom of oxygen; iron ion binding. The transcript is spliced from 2 exons. The record is from RefSeq and is a predicted model, not a curated record. Lineage: Eukaryota; Fungi; Ascomycota; Sordariomycetes; Xylariales; Hypoxylaceae. The coding region runs from base 284 to 1942 and encodes 552 amino acids.
UAGGUACCUACCCCAGGUUCAUAUGUGCCCGGGUGAAGUCUCAAUCGAACCUCAUCUCCUAAAAGCACAUCUUAGCGCUGCUAUGUACCUAAUCAUAUUGCAAGAUAUAAUCAUGCGAUCCUAGAAGACGUUUCUGGUUCCUUUUUUCUCUUAGGUACCUACCUACCUAUGUAAGGAUUCGUAUAAUACAAAUACAACCAGGCUCGCCAAUCCACCCUCUCUCCAAGGUAACUUUGGAUAUUCUUCACCGGUGUGCUCGAAAGAAAUUUGUGGGAUAUGAAUCAUGGCAUCCGGGAAGGAGUCCUGUGAAAUACAGUCGCUUCCGAAGAAGGCCAAGCAGCAUUAUGUUAUCGCAACGGCCAUUGCAGUUCUCCUAUGGGCAGCCUUCGUGGUCGACAUUCUCUACUUGAGGCCCGGGCCUUUGCUAGCAGCGCAAAAAGCCUUCGGCAUACUGCUGGCACUAGCUAUUGUCUACACACAGACCUCGUUGCGUGAAGAGCAUCAGUAUUAUGUAGAGAUGACACGAUCCGGGUGCGAACCUCUCCCGUUGGUCCCAAACGAUCCUCUCGGAAUACGGUUCCUCCUGAAUUCGGCACAGCAGAUCAAGUCGAACACGUUGCUCGUGGGAUGGACCCAGCUUUUCGGCACACUAGGACACACAUAUGGACACCGGAUGUUCCCAAAUCCCGGCAUAAUUAUCGCGACAGAUGAACCCGAGAACGUUCGUACGGUACUCUCCGUCCGGUUUGACGACUGGGGCCUCCCGCAGAUGCGAAUCCGUGCUUUCCUCCCCAUCCUUGGCCAAUAUUCCAUUUUCACCACGAACGGUGACGCCUGGAGGCACGCGAGGGCAACCUUACGGCCGGCCUUCGUGCGUGACCAGGUUGCCGACUUGCGGUGUCUGGAUCGGCAUAUCGCUAAGCUGAUCAUCCAUAUCCCGCGCGACGGCCGACCUUUCGACUUGCAGGCGAUGUUUUCCAUGCUAACGACCGACACGAUUUCGGACUUCAUGUUUGGCAACUCGACAGACUUGUUAGGCAGGGCGCCUGAAGAUGGCCUCCGAUUUGGCCGUUGUUUCGAUGUGUCUAUGCAAAAGAUCGCCAACCGGGCAAGGCUAGGUUGGUUAAUGCUUCUCCGCUCGGACCGUGAAUUGGAUGAAUGCACCUCGUUUAUGAAUGCAUAUGUGGAGAAUUAUAUCGCCGAGGUGAGAAGGGAGCGGGACGAGGAAAAGGGGAUGGGCGAGGAUAGACAAGGUGGGAAGCGAUACGUGUUUCUCAACGAGCUGCUCCAGACGGGAGAAUCAGACGAAGUGAUUCGUGAUCAUCUGGUGAGCAUAUUUACGGCCGGUCGAGAUACUACUACGAGUGUGCUGUCUUAUCUAUUCUUCGAGCUUUCGCGGCGACCGGACGUAGUAGCGAUUAUCCGACGCGAGGUAGAUGACCUACAUCUGAGCGGUAUGGAUCAACUCCCGGCAUGGGAAAGCCUACGCAACAUGAAGUACUUGAACUGGGCUGUCCGAGAGGCUCUCAGGUUAAACCCUCCCGUGGCCACCAAUUCACGCGAGGCUGUCCGUGAUACGAUUGUUCCGAGAGGAGGAGGAUCCGAUGGCAAGUCUCCGGUCUUCGUCAAGAAGGGAACCAUAAUUCGCUAUUUCCCUUGGGCAUUGCAUAGACGGCGGGAUAUAUAUGGCGAUGAUGCUGAUGAAUUCCGCCCGGAGCGCUGGGAGACACUGAGAACUACUUACGAGUAUAUCCCGUUCAACGCUGGUCCGCGCAUCUGUGUCGGACAGCAAUUUGCCCUGACGCAGGUGGCUUUUGUCACCUUCCGGAUACUGCAGGCUUUCAGCGCGAUCAACCGAAGAGAUGAUAGGCCGCCUAUCCAAAAAUUCGGGAUCAACACAUCUUUGCUUCACGGGUGCUGGGUUAGUAUGACACCUGCGUGAGUUUUCUAGGCAUCUGAUAGGGACUUUACAAGUUGACAAGACCACUCGAGU